Strongylus vulgaris is the source of this 1019-nucleotide messenger RNA. The record is from the annotation of a GenBank genome assembly. NCBI's taxonomy places the organism in Eukaryota, Metazoa, Nematoda, Chromadorea, Rhabditida, Strongylidae.
AUGCUUGUAGAGAGGAAAACGCAAGAUCGCAAAAAGGGAAAAUCGGCCUCUUUCCUUACCGUAUCCACUAUGUACAGAGAAUCCCUAACUAGUUUGAUGGGUAUGCUGCACACAACACAUCCGCACUUCAUCAGAUGCAUUAUUCCUAAUGAGAAGAAAACAAGUGGGCUGAUAGACGCACCUUUGGUUUUGAAUCAGCUCACCUGCAAUGGGGUUCUGGAAGGAAUUCGAAUUUGCCGGAAAGGCUUCCCGAACCGAAUGACGUUUGCUGAUUUCCGGUUCCGCUAUGCUAUCCUGGCGGCCGAUCAAGCAGCUGAGAAAAAUGCGACUGAAGCAUCGAAGAGAAUGCUUGAAAGACUUGUCAAUGAAAAUCAGAUUUCAGAGGAUAAGUUCAAAAUUGGAGCAAAUAAGGUGUUUUUCCGAGCUGGUGUUGUUGCCAAAAUGGAAGAACUUCGUGAUGCAGCCUUGACAAAGGUGAUCAUCAAAUUCCAAAGCGCCUUGCGAUGUUAUUUGGCUCAGUGUCACUACCAAGUUUUACUGAAGCAACAAGCAGCGUAUCUGAUAAUUCAAGAGAACAUACGACAGUGGACAACGCUAAGAUUGUGGCCUUGGUAUCGACUUUUCACCCGUCUGAAGCCGAUGCUCAAAGGAAUGAAGUCCAACGCUGAGAUUGAAGCAUUGGAGAGAAAAGUCAAGGAACUGGAAGAGCUGUCAGUAAGUGAGGAACAACAAAGAAAGAAAUUUGAGGAUGAACUGCGAAUCAAAACCGAGCAGUAUGAAGAAAGCAAAGCAGCAUUGGAACGAGAACGAAUGCUCAUGGAGAAACGAAAUCAAGAAAUUGAGGAGCUCCAUAAGACGCUCAAAGCAGAAGCAGACAAAUUUGAUGAAGUCUCUCAUAGAGUGAAAGAGCUGGAAAAGGAAAAGGCAAGAGAGGCGAGGGAAUGGGCGGAAAAGGUGAGAAAAGCCCUCAUUGAACGGACAACUUCUGUAGCUAUAAAUCUGGUAUUAGUUUGCUAGUA